Molecule: messenger RNA, 1760 nt
Organism: Zootoca vivipara (common lizard)
Lineage: Eukaryota; Metazoa; Chordata; Lepidosauria; Squamata; Lacertidae
Source: RefSeq, a predicted model, not a curated record
AGAGUUAUUAAUCAUUAAAAUCACAGGCAGCUCUGACGUUUUGCUGCACCUGCUAAUUGCACCCGCUAACUACAGAACCCAGGACGAUAAACCAUUUUAAACAGCUCCUGGGAUAUAGAGGAAUUAUAGAAGAAAAGGCCCAGAAACAGAAAACAUUCUUUUAAUUUUAACCUCAGUAAAUAAAAGUAGUAUUUUGGGAUGCAAACCUCAUACUUCCGGGGCAGGGGUGUGGGGAUAAAACCCCAAAUCACCCCAUAGUCCAUUUUAAAAUUAUUGUUACUUUAAUCUGAAUGCAUCAAUAAUACAGUGGUACCUCGGGUUACGAACGCGAUCCGUUCUGGAUCGCAGUUCGUAACCUGAAAAGUUUGUAACCCGAAAAUGGUGUUUUGCGCAUGCGCAAAGCGCUAUUUUCGCGCUUUGCGCAUGCGCAAAUGCACGCGGCGCUUCUGUGCACGCGCUGAAAAUACUUCCGGGUUUGCACAGUUCGUAACCUGGGUUGUUCGUAACCCGAGGUACGACUGUAAUAAGAAAUGCUCUGAAGCUCAACAUGAGUCAUUUUAGCUCCUGUUUAUGUGCUUCUGUCCAUCUGGUGGGAACCUGGAAGAAAACACCUAUUGGCACUGUUUGCCCAACCCUCAGGUUCAUUCGGUUAACUUCCUUCUCUUUGCAACGUCGCCCUUUCUACAACUUCCUUACUCUGCCAAUCAUCUUUAGAGGCAGCUUCCGGUGACCAGGCUGAAGGCAGUACAAAGGUCCAGGGCUUCUCAGAAGGGCUUUGGAAGUGAAACCGGGCAUUCAGCUCACUGCGAGUCAGUUUGCCUAGGGGAGAAAAACAUAUGGUCGACAUGGCUCAAAGGCAGAUUUUGAAAGACGAACUCUCCAAGCUUUUCAAUGAGCUCUGGGAUGCUGAUGUGAACCGCUUUGUGCCUGGAAAAGACUAUACCAUUUCCUUACAGGGGAAAGCUGGCUAUGUACCGCAGGGCAGUAAUGCGGCCAGAGACAGCGCUUCUGAACCAUUGUUUUGCAGCGUAAAUGAACAACGCCUGAAGAACACGGAAACUUAUUCAACCUUUAUUUCCCUAUUGGACAACUAUGAGACAUCAACUGGUAUGGCAGAGCUGGUGACGGCAGAGGAAAUAGCUGAAAAUAACCACUUUCUCGAUGCAGUGUUAGAAACUGAAGUGAUGAAAGUGAGUACAGGAGUGGUAGGAACUCCAAUAGUUUGCUUUAGUUCAGCAGCACCAGUGCCCAUUAUCCUGGGAUUUUGCAACCUAAAUGAACCUAAUAUAUAUGAACCUAAUAUAAAUGAAAACACACACACACCCUGGACUUUGUUUCUGAAUUAGCACCCAAGAGUUAAACCAGGCAUCCCCAAACUUCGGCCCUCCAGAUGUUUUGGACUACAAUUCCCAUCUUUCCUGACUGAUCCUGUUAGCUAGGGAUCAUGGGAAUUGUAGGCCAAAACAUCUGGAGGGCCGCAGUUUGGGGAUGCCUGAGUGUGAGGGACAGGGGAUAUCGCGAAGUCCCUCCCCUCCUGAGUUCAAGCCCGUCCCCGAGCAAAGGGGAAAGCAGGGAGAGUUCCGAUUCCAGUGGGGAAGCAGGAAGUCGUGUCCGAGGCUCAGGCAAGGUAGAGGAGCCAGGGUCCCAGGUGGGACAGGAAGGGGCAAGUAAGGGGGGAAGACCCAUCCCCCCAACUCCAGAAUUACGCAGGAAGAGGAGGGGCAAGAGGAUGGGUCUGCCAAAGCUUUUGUGCUGGAGAA